Calypte anna (Anna's hummingbird) is the source of this 5059-nucleotide messenger RNA. RefSeq names its product VPS37A subunit of ESCRT-I (gene VPS37A). Gene Ontology annotation, biological process: protein targeting to membrane; protein targeting to vacuole; ubiquitin-dependent protein catabolic process via the multivesicular body sorting pathway. The transcript is spliced from 12 exons. Gene Ontology annotation, cellular component: ESCRT I complex. NCBI's taxonomy places the organism in Eukaryota, Metazoa, Chordata, Aves, Apodiformes, Trochilidae. The coding region runs from base 100 to 1287 and encodes 395 amino acids. The record is from RefSeq and is a predicted model, not a curated record.
GGCGAGGCGGUGCCGCCGCUGCACGCAUGCGCGAGCGGUCUUGCCCGGGACGCGGUGCCGCCGGUAGCGCCGCGCCCGCCGGGGGCUGCCGCGGGGAGGAUGAACUGGUUGUUUCCCCUCGCUAAGGGCGGCGGCUCCUCCUCGUCCGCCGCGCCGCUGCCUGCCCUCACCAGCCUCCAGCAGCAGAAGCAGCGGCAGAUCGAGUCCCUGCGCGGCGCCCACGCCUCGAUUGCAGAAAUUCAGAAAGAUGUGGAAUAUCGACUUCCAUUCACUGUAAACAACUUGACAAUUAAUAUUAACAUCUUGCUUCCACCUCAGUUUCCUCAGGAAAAACCAGUCAUCAGUGUUUUCCCACCUGUGAGACAUCAUUUAAUGGACAAGCAGGGAGUAUACGUGACCAGUCCAUUAAUAAGUAAUUUCACAAUGCACUCAGAUCUCGGAAAAAUUGUUCAAAGUUUACUGGAUGAGUUUUGGAAGAAUCCCCCAGUUCUGGCUCCUAGCUCAACAUCAUUUCCAUACCUUUACAACAAACCAGCUGGAAUUCCUCCUUAUGCUCCUCAGAGGUUUCCAUUUCUUCCUCCAUACCCAACUCAAGAAACAAACAGAGCAAUGGCAGCCGUGCCAGUUGCUGAAUCAGUUUCUUCAAGCUACACUCCAGACAAGCCUGCUGCUCCCUCUUAUGGCUUGAUUACUGAUCUGCCACUACCUGUUCCAACAGCAGAAGCAGUGCUUCAGGUUGGUCAGAAUGGAUUUACUUACAAGAUGCCUGAUGUUCCUGAUACGUUUCCAGAACUCUCAGAACUCAGUAUAUCCCAGCUGACCAAUAUGAACGAGCAAGAGGAAGUGUUACUGGAAAAGUUUGUGACCCUACCACAACUGAAGCAAGUAAUUUCUGAUAGAGAUGAGUUAGUGAAAAGCAUUGAAGAGCUGGCAAAAAAAAAUUUAUUGCUGGAGCCUAGUCUCGAGGCAAAAAGACAGACGGUGUUAGAUAAAUAUGAACAACUCACACAGAUGAAAGCAGCCUUUGAAAAAAAGAUGCAAAGACAGCAUGAACUUAGUGAGAGUUGCAGUCCAAGUGCUCUGCAAGCUAGACUUAAAGUAGCUGCUCAUGAAGCUGAAGAGGAAUCUGACACUAUUGCAGAAGACUUCUUGGAAGGCAAAACAGAAAUAGAUGACUUUCUUAGUAGUUUCAUGGAAAAGAGAACGCUCUGCCACUGUAGACGAGCCAAAGAAGAAAAACUUCAACAGGCAAUAGCAAUGCACAGCCAAUUUCAUGCUCCACUAUAGACUUCCUGCAAAACUACACCUGUCAAGAGAACGAGUGAAAAACCCAAUAAAGCACACUUUUUAGUAACUAUUAUUUGCAAAUAAGCAUUUCAUCUUGUAUGGUUGUAUUUAUAGAAGAGAUUGUAUACGGAGUUGGGAUGGUUUUUGUACAAAUUAGAAUGUCCCUUUUCUAUUCUCAUUGUACUCAAGAAUCCUUCUAUUGCAAUCUUUGCACUAAUUGCUUGUAUUUAUUGUUGAUAGUUCUUAUUUACGUUCCUGCUGCUAUACUCCAUUACUCAGAGAUCAAGUAUCUAAACAUGGAAUUUUGACUAGCUUUUUACAUUUUUAUAAAAACAUAAUUCAUAUCUUUUGUAUUUUGAACUUUAAACAUAGAUUUUGCUUGAUCUGUGGAAAAGUUUGAGGUAAGUCAUAAUAGGACUUUGGAAACUUGGUAAUUUGAGAUUGUCAGUAGAUUCAGAAGCUGACUUUUCUUGAAGCCAAAAUGUUUAGGAGCAAGUUUUUUUACUUCAAUAAUGCAAAACUAAGUAUAGCCUGUAUUCUGUUUUGGUUAAGUAGAUUUGGAUUAAGCAAAAGAUGUGUUGGAACAAGUUAUAUUGGAAUCAAAAUAGAAUAAAUGAUCUCUGCUUAGAUUUGGUAUGUUGCUCGGUAGCAUUGAUGCACUUGCUUUCAGGAGUGGCUUGGUACCUACCACUGUAUUUAAUUAAACAGAAUUUUUAUCUAAGAAUUUAACUCCCUUUUUUUUAAGUAAAAAUAAUCAGGUCAGCCCCCAGUUUCUGUUUUAUUCAAUAUGAAUAUGUUUGUCAUAUGAGGAACUCAAAAGCGCUUUACAAAAAUGAGUUCUGAAGCUUUUUGUGAAGUGUAGUGGUUAUUACUUCCAAAUUCUAAGGAAAAAAAAAACCUAAUUUGGCUGAAAUUGCAUAGUGUGUUAAGGCCACUGAUUUGAUUUGGAAGUGAGACUUAAUUCUGCCUUUUAAUCACAACCUUGCCUCUAGUCAGCUGACUUUUUUUAGGAUGGUGGUGUAUCUGGUGAUAAUGGAUAGGACAAAGUAUUCUGUAGGAGAAAAAUACAACCCCUUAGUACAUACCUGAAUUUUCUCUAUUGCUCUUGCAAAAAGACACUUCCUUUUUCUUAACCUUGUCACUGCGUUAGGUUUUCAUAGAGACAGUCACGGAAUUGCAUUGUACAGUUCUGAGAGAUAAAUAAGAUAAAGCACUGAUGAAGUAAUGUAUUGGGAAUCCUACUUCUUUGUUUUCAGGAAGCUGUCUGGAGAUAAACCUCUUAGCCAAGACACUGCCUCUUUGUCACCUAGAUAGGGUCACAGAACAUCACAGAUCCAAGUCUCAAACUAAAGCAUGUCAGUCUAAGUGGGUGCUUUUUUGUGUUGCUCAUCUUCAGUCAGUCAGCCCUACACUUUGUGCUCUUUUGACAAAAUGCAGUAAGGCAUUUCUUCUGAAUUAGAGUAAAUUUGAAAAUUAUGUAAGUGCAAUAAGUGUGUUGCACAGACUAGUGAUUCUUCAGAGGGGGCUUUAGUAUCAGCCCUGUCAUACUUUACAGUACUGUAAUUGUCUGUCUUCAGCUACUGACCUUCAGGAUGACUAACCUAUUCACUGGUUUUUGAUGGGGAUUUUCUUUGAAAAACUUACCCAAGAUCUGAGAUCAGCUGUCUCAAGAAAAUAGAACUAUGGUACAAAUCAAAGAAGAUACUUGGGUGCCUGGAAAAAUAAACUGGUUGUAAGUGCUGUGAUUAAGCAAUAAUUACUUAAUGCAAGUUACCAAUAGUGUCCUGUUCAGGGAUAUGAAAGUUUUAGGUUGUAUCUUUCCUCCCUUUGUGUUCUCUCUAGUGUUCCUAUUCUUAGGAUUUCCACCUCUAUAUUUUAGCUCCCUUUGCAGUCACAAACUCAUCCUAUAGAAAAGAAGCAUAGAGGUCUCUGUAUUUAACAGUGGUGUAGUGGGUUAGCCACAGGUAUGCUGCUCACCUGCAAGAAUGGCCAGCCUGCUUCUGGCCCUUAAAGAACAAGGCAACCUGCUGCUCGUUUGUUAUUUUAUCUUUUAGUUGUGCCAAUGGGAACAUUUUUCCUUACAGGUAGUCACAAUGCUUCCACCAGAAGACCUAUGGGAACACUGAUAAUAGCCUGUCAAGGGCUAGGUUUUUGGCUUCUAGCAUUCUAGUAGUUCCCAGUUAAGCACAUUGCUUAUUUUGUUUUGCUGAAAUGUGGCAUGUAGGUAUAAAUCCAGCUUUAAACACUUCCUUACAAAGUGUAAAAGAAUGGCAGCUGGUGCUAAAUGCGUAUUUUAAAAACUUCUGAAAUGUGUCAGGUGAAGCCUUUAAGCAAUCUGGAAUGAUUGGCUACAUACAGUGACUUGUUUCUGGAGAGAAACUUGCGCUAUAUCAUGCUCCUGUUGAAGUGUUCUGCCAAGUGGAAAAGUGAAAUAAACAAGCAAAAAAUACAAGAUUAAGGGUGAGGGUACAUCCUGUAUUGUAACUGCUAAUUGAGUCUGGGUUUGCCUAAUUUUAACAUCUGAUCUGUUAAAUGUUUUCUAUAGCUGAGUUUAGGCCUCUUGUUCCUCCAUGAGUCAAGCAAGUACUUAAAUCCAGAACUGAAUUCUUCACAUAGCAACUGUAACUGAUGCUUUUGCAGACCAGAGAAAUUAUAAAAUGUAAGUCUGAAAUGAAGUAGGUCUCAUUUUAGGGUGAACUUGUGUACAACUGGUGUUAAUUAUACAUUCAGCUGAGUCUUUUAGAAGAAAGGUUUUUGUAGAUUUCACAGUCUAUUUGACAUGCUAAUCUUUAUGAAAAAUGAGUAUUGCAGGUAGGUAUAGCUAUGCUAACCACCACAACAAGCAAGAGACUGUAAAUAAGUUAGUUCUAAGUAGUAUCUAAUGAGCUACUAUAGUUCUGUUUGCUCUGUACCUACUUCUGCAGCUUGGCCACUUUGGACUUUGACCCAACACAGAAGUUUGAAAUCUCUUAAGACUUGUUUCUGUCCAAGUUCUUACUACUCCUUUCAAAGACUAGGAUAAUUUUUUUUUAGAAAAAUUUAAGAGAAUGUCAGGGAAAACAGAAUUAAAACUCUGGCAACAAAGUUAAAUCAGUUAUCACAGCCUUACUGUGUAUAUCAUUCUGCACAGUAACUACUGUAAUUUGUUCAACCUAAAAUAAAGUCUUUGGGAUUUUUGAAAAAUCUUGUAAUUGUCUAAAUUACAAAUAGAGUUUGCAGGACUUGUUGGGUGGAUACAGAAUUAUGCUGGAAAUAUGCAGUAAGCUACUCAAGGACAAAGUUUUAAUCUUUGUGUGUGGUGAUUUGAGCUUUUCCUGUUUAACCCUUUCAGCAGCAGUAAUUGCUGGAGUCACCUUCACAAAAAUGGGCUUUCAAAACCCAUAUUGCAUCUGUGGCUAUUGCUUUGGCAAAUGUCUGGUCUGAUACCUGUAGAGAUCAAAUUUUUAUGUAAUAAUAAGCUACAAGGAAAGCUUGUACAGCAGUAAUAAUGGAAUACCUUAACAUGAAACUCAGUUUAUAUUAGUCUUUGGAAACAGAAUAAAUCAAUAUGAGUUAUGCUGGCAACCAGAAAACUUAAAAAUGCGUCCUUGUCUGAAUUCUGUCACAGUGAUUCCGUUGGACCCAUAAGGUUUCGUUGGGUGUCUUUCCAGAAUGAUUUAUCUCAGAAGACCACUAAAUUUUAUUUAAAGAUUUAAGAUUAUCUGGUUUGCUGGCUCCAGGUGCUUUCCUGGCAAUUUAAAUAAUAUAAAUAAAGCUGAAUGCUUAUUUUACC